Molecule: messenger RNA, 782 nt
Organism: Camelina sativa (false flax)
Lineage: Eukaryota; Viridiplantae; Streptophyta; Magnoliopsida; Brassicales; Brassicaceae
Source: RefSeq, a predicted model, not a curated record
AUAUACAAAUACAAAAUCUCCUCUUCUUCUUGAAAAAGCUCUUUACGUUUUCUCUCUUUCUCUCUAGUUUUUUUGCUAUGAUGCAAGAAUUAGGCUUAGAACGCUUCUCAAACGACGACGUCCUUCGCUUAGACCUCACACCUCCUUCUCAAACCUCGUCUACCUCUCUCUCCAUCGACGAAGAGGAAUCAACUGAAGCCAAGAUCCGACGGCUGAUAUCUGAGCAUCCUGUGAUCAUCUUCAGUAGAUCUUCAUGUUGCAUGUGCCACGUCAUGAAAAGACUCUUGGCAACGAUCGGCGUCGUCCCCACCGUCAUCGAGCUUGAUGAUCACGAGGUUUCCUCUCUUCAUACGGCUCUUGAAGAAGAAUAUUCCGGCGGUGGAUCCGUCGUUGCUCCUCCGCCGGCGGUUUUUAUUGGCCGUGAGUGCAUCGGAGGUCUCGAGUCCCUUGUUGCCCUCCACCUAAGUGGUCAUCUUGUUCCUAAGCUUGUCCAAGUUGGAGCUCUUUGGGUAUGAUUGUAAUAUUUUCAUCUUCUUAUUACUUGUCCUAAUUUGAAUAGGCUUUUGCAGUAUCAAAAAGUCAAAAAAGAAAAUUAGGGUUUCUCUUCAAUUGCUCAUGAAAAGCCUAAUUCUGAUUAUCAUCAGAUGAUCAAAAUUAAAUACCCAUGUAGAAAAUGAAUUAUGAAUAAUAUUAAAGAUGUGUAAGUAGUGAGUUUUAUAUAAUUUGCUUCUUCGUUUUCUCUCUCUCUCUUUUGAUAAUAAAGUAUGAAUCCAUCAACCUCA